GUACAUUUCUCUGCCUGUUUUUCAGCUCGGGAGGGGGAGACAGACAGGAAUGAAAGCUUUUCCUCAGAGUUGAGGAGCAGGUUGGGCUUUCGGUCGCGAAUGAACGAUAACAGACCGAGCGGCGAACAAGAGGAGAUUAUCGAAAACCGCUUCCAUACUUUACAAACAAACAGCCGCGCGAAUGGAGACGAGGGCAUGAGGCGGAAUAUGUGUAGACUUUGCUCGGAGCGAGACAUGAGUCUAGGAUUCUGAUUAGAGUUGACACAAGCCCAGCUCCAGUAGCAACUCUAUCCACACUUCACCUCCAACCCCCUCCUUCACUCCUCAACCAGGAAAUCAUCGUGCUGUGCUGCUUAUCCUUCUUCCCACAGAUUAAACAAAAACGCCAAACCCCUCCGUGGGUUCAUCCAUGAGGAUCUCGUCGGUUUCUCUAGUGUUUUCGCCUCUGGAAGUUCGGCUUUACGUCUGAAGAGGAUCCGCGCUGUCGUCGAACAAUGAGUGAGUCAAGUAUCUGUCAGGCACGGGCCACUGUGAUGAUCUACAAUGAUGCUGAUAAGAAGUGGGUCCCGGCAGGCACGGGUGCCCAAGCUUUCAGCAGGGUCCAGAUCUACCACAACCCCAGCAAUAACGCCUUCAGAGUGGUGGGACGAAAGAUGCAGCCCGACCAGCAGGUUGUGAUAAACUGUCCAAUUGUAAAAGGAUUAAAAUAUAAUCAGGCAACGCCAAACUUCCACCAGUGGCGGGACUCUCGGCAGGUGUGGGGACUAAAUUUUGGCACCAAGGAAGAUGCAGUGCUGUUCGCCAAUGGCAUGAUGCAUGCGCUCGACGUCCUCAGCUCCUUGCCUGAUGGAGGUUACUCCACACGACCCGUGUCCAAUGGACCAUCCCCAGAAGAGCUGGAACAACAGAAAAGAUUAGAACUACAGAGGAUGGAGCAGCUAGAGCGAGAGAGACAAGAGAGAGAGCGACAGGAAAGGGAAAGACAAGAACGAGAACGACAAGCAGCUCCAGUAGUCAUUCCUCCUGCACCACCUUUGGCCCCUGGAGGUCCUCCAGCUCCCCCUGGACCUCCACCUCCUCCUGGGCCCCCUCCAUCUGGACCUCCCCCACCACCUGGACCUCCUCCCAUGGGAGGAGGAGCUCCACCUCCACCUGCUCCUCCUCUGCCAUCUUCUGAAGGAGGUGGAGGCGAGGGAGGAGGACCAGGCGGCGCUGGUUUCGCUGCUGCCCUGGCAGGUGCCAAACUCCGCAAAGUGCCCAGGGAUGAUGUUGGUGGUGGCGGAGUUGGAGGUGGCAGUAGUGCGGCCAGUGUGGCGGCAACUCCUAAAGCAGACAGCAGCCGCAGCAGUGUGUCUAUGCCCAGCGGAGGAGGAGGCCUGAUGGGAGAGAUGAGCGCAAUUCUAGCACGGCGGAGAAAAGCAGCAGAUAAAGGGGAGAAGGCACCCCCCAAACCAGAGGAGCCCAAUAAUGAUGAUUCCGACGCUCAAGGCCCGGGCGACUUUAGGAGACCAUGGGAAAAAUCAGCCACCAUGCCCAGGACAAACUCAGCACCCAGAGGUCUGGAGUCACCCUCUUCCUCUAGCCCAUUUACCAGGAUGAAACCCAGUAGCCAAUCAGCAGAGCCCGAGAGUGGAGAAGGAGAGUCAGAGAUGGAAAGAAUUAAGCAGGAACUGCUAGAGGAGGUGAGAAAAGAGCUUCAGAAGGUUAAGAAUGAAAUCAUUGGAGCCUUUAUUCAGGAGUUACAGAAACGAGGAUCUACAUAGUCCCACAGAAAUUGAUGGGAAGGGAUCACUAGGUCCUGAGAACCCAGGGAUACACCACACACACAGACACCACACACACAAGCACACAGGGACUUAACGCUUAAUCAUGACCAUUCAGCCCAAGAUGAGGUUUCUUGUACCUUUACCUACCAUUGUUUUCUUUCACAUUCAUCUAUAUUUCCUUUCUCUCCACGUUUUAGUUUUACAUAUUUUGUUUUCCACUUAAUGUUUUACAUACUGUGCACAUUGUCACCCUCUAGCUUGAUUCCUGUAAUACACAGUGCAUAAAUCCUCACCCACAAUCUCAAUACUUGUCUAAUGUUAUUGUAUUCAGGGAAUAUAGCAUAUCAACUAUCCCAGUGACUGUAACAGCCAUAUACAGAUACGCAGAGCUAUGAUGCAACAAUAAGGAGGCAAAAACAAGAUGUAUCUUGGAGAAAAAGACCUGCAGUAGUACACACACUAUCUACCACACACACACACACACACCUCAUGACCGGACCAUCAUGUCAGGUCCCAUUCUUGUGCUUUUAGCUGGGAGAUUUUCACAUCAGACCUGGUUUAGGGGAAAACAAAAGCAUAUAUUUCACUUUAAUUUGAAGCUCAGAGCUUUGUGGUUUCAUGUGUGUGGGUGCAUGUUUUUGUUUAUGGACGUAUGGCUGCAUUUGCCUCUGUUUAUCAGUGCCAUCUUGUACACGGUCACCUGACCGCCACUAUCCGGUGGUGCGAAACAACUGUUGUCAUAGUUUCAGCCCUCAUUUGAGAUGUUUUUAAACUUUGUGUUGAGAUAUGAAAUAAUAUGGCCAUGUUCAUUUUUGUCUGUUGGCCAUGCCAAACUGCCUUGGAAAAUACAUAUAAAUAUAAAUAUAUAUAUAUAAGGUAUAUAUAUUUGUUUUGAGGGAAAAAGGUAGAAAACUUGAGAUAAUGUUUCUAUUUUAAUUGAAAUGAUUGGUGAAUGGGGACUUAUUGUGAUUAUAAUGUUUUCUUUUCAGAGAUUGUUAUUUUCGGAUUUCUGUUAAACUUCCGUUUCUUUUUUUUCUAUAGAAUAUAGGCUUUUUACACUGAAAUAUAUAAAGAAAAAUUGCGUAGAGACACUGGAUUAGAUGCUUUUGUAGUCAAAUACAGCUGCUUCUUCUACUGCA
Molecule: messenger RNA, 2905 nt
Organism: Cyprinus carpio (common carp)
Lineage: Eukaryota; Metazoa; Chordata; Actinopteri; Cypriniformes; Cyprinidae
Gene: vaspb
Product: vasodilator stimulated phosphoprotein b
Biological process (GO): actin cytoskeleton organization; neural tube closure; positive regulation of actin filament polymerization
Molecular function (GO): profilin binding; SH3 domain binding
Source: RefSeq, a predicted model, not a curated record